GUACCCCACAAAACCUGAUUAUGUAUAGAGGAGCCAUAUACUGCCUAGGUACAAUGCUAAGAAACUAUUAGUUAUUGCAGCAUUCAGUAAAGGGCCUUAAAGGGUGUAGUCCUCAUGCGGCACUGCUGUGAAGAAAUCAUAGCGCCCCUUUCAAUUGUCUGAAAACCCAACUGGAUGUGAGAACCACUUUGGCAGUUCAUACAAUGGCAAUCAGGAUUAGGGUUCAUUUGUAUUUAUGAAAACUUGUAUUUGUGGAAUUUGUUUUACAACAUAUUGAGUUUCCCAAAAUCAGUGUAGGUGGUGACCCAAAAUUUUGAGCUCACUCUUUAGCUGUUCUAUUCUCUUGUUAGCGAGUUCUGCUAAGAAUGUAUUCAUUAUUUUGACUGCGAAAUUUUUGAGUAAAUUUGAGAUCCGUAACAUCGAACUGUAUUCACAUUCUGAUUGAAAGGACUGAAUCCAAUGAAAAAGAAGGCGGCGCCAUUGGUUCUGGGGUUACGAAAUGCAGUUUUUCUUACAGUCUUCAAUUAUCAUCGCUGAAGUUGCGGAUGCGUGUCCUCUGUAAUCCAGGUAGAAUGCAAUGGCUGCAAUUACUGCAGGGAUGGUAACUGCGAGGCCAGAUCCUGCUUUGGAGGUGAGAAGCGAAGAAUGGGCCGAAGAUGCGAGUACACUUGCUGCUUCAGAAGUUGUAAGCAGAGACUUUGAGAAUCAACUUAUAAUUGGCUUUUCCAAGUUAACUGAUGCGUCGGACUUCGUUGCAUGCAGCACCGAAUUCCAGAUGAAGCUCUCUUACAUCCGGACGUCCCGUGCUAUCAUCCAGAAGGAACGAGACAUCCGACAGGAAAGAAUUGCCCAGCUUAGCAGAGAAUUUGAGCAAGUUUUGGACCAGAUGCAGCAAGCACAUGAGGAAGCUGUUGCCGUUAAUAAGCAAAACGAGAGGCUAAUGAAGCUCAUCACGGAAUAUAUCAGUGAUCGUCAGGAAAACUUAUACAAAUUCUUGAGUUCUGCAUCGACCAAUGACUUGUCAUUACCUUCAUCACCUCGGGCUGUCGAGCUGUCCCUAAGCAGGUGCAAGUUUUCGUAUCCUUGUAUUCAACCCAUGAACAUCAUCAUUUGUACGAAUGUUUUUCCAUCACUGUGUGGACCAGCGUAGGUCUUAGUGUCCAUCGUGGACAAACUUUUUCAUAAAUCCAAACCAUGCAGUUACGUGCAUGUUGGGACAGAGAGCCAGAAGAAAACUCGGAGCUGGGCAGUGCUCCACGAAAGAAUCCGAAGAAGUCGCGCAGGGUAGACAAGUCUUCCCAGAGAUUGAGCGAUUGCAAUGCUAAAAACAGUGACGUAGCACGUCCUAAAAAACUUCCAGGUACUGAGAAUUCGACGCCAUUUCAAAUCUCGCCUGCUAGGAGUGACUCAUCGUCUGAUUCAUCGAGCUCCUCCAGAUCGGCAAGUGCAACCCCCCGCUUCGGCCUCAAGAGUUCUGAGGCUAUCGGGAGGAAAUCUCCGCAGUUGGUGCCGAGACUUGACUUGUCUCAGACCAUCGCAAACCCAGGAGCAGAGCCAGAAACAGGAGCAGGGAUUAAAAUAAAAAAAUUGGCAAACGUGAGCCAUGAGUUUCAACAAAAACCAGCUCAAUCCCACAUUGACUUAGAGAAUCCCAGCCGGCGCACUUCAAGGAGGACCGACAGUGCGCGAUUGAUCUCAAUGACGGAUGCCGACGACCACCUUGGAAACAGCGCUGAUUCUGCAAGAACUUUGCUCUUGCGGAUCAAACGACGGGCGAGAGAGGGCUCCUGUAGUGCUGAAGUCGGUGGAUUGGUUAACGAAGUGGGCACUAGCGGUACCAACAUCGUGAAAGAAUCAACUGAGGUGGAAAUGGCUGAAGGUGCACCUGUGAUCGAAGAACUACUCCGCCAACCACCAAUUCAAGAAAUGUUGGAAUCGGUAAUAAUUCAGAACGGAAGUGAAAGUAUAUCCGCAGCAUUCAAUUGCAAAGAUGGAGCUCGUGGGACAGCAGUCCCCGAGCUUCGAAGGUCGGUGAUCUCUCCCAUCGCAAAGAUCGAUCCGGGCCCGGACAUGGUCAUCCCAUGUACUAACGAUCCAGUCAGCGCAGCGGAAGUUUACAUGACGAAACAGGAAAAAGUCGAUCAAGAAAAAUCAGUUGAUUUGAACCUUGGAGAAAGGAGGACACAAUUGCUGCUCUGGUCAACAGGAGACAAACUAUUGACAUUACAAACAUUGAAUAACACCAUGUUUUUGUGGGAGGAUCACCCAAUAGAGUGUAGACACACCUCGCCGUACUCCCAAGAAAAUCUUGACCUCAUUCUGAGCAGCCUCGAUUCCGCCAAGGAGAGUCAGAGGAGACUGUUCGACUACUUAGAUAAAAUGCAGGGAAUCCCUCGGCGUGCCAUUUGUUGCAGCGCUGUUAGAGAACUUGUGCGCGCCUAUCCUCCAGAGAGAUUGGUGCCAACAUCGUUCAUCAAUGAGCAUUUCGUCCAGCAGGGGGUGCUUAACGAAAGCUACAGCUCUCCUAGAAAUACCACCUUGAUGAGUGCUCAAGACUCCGAAUCGGCAGAGUUUUGGCAAGCCUUGGUGCAUCACGUCUCCAGUGUGGCAGACCAUAAAAUGGCAGCGGCAGAGCAAAGUGCCAAAGAGUUUGCGGAGGUUCUCGUACAUGACAUGAGAUGUACCAGCAUUGUCGGAGACAUACACCUUGCACGGUUUGAGCUCCAGACGUUCUUGAAAGGAUGCUUUAAACUUGAGCCUGCAACGAGACAUCUCACCCCUCAAGGUGCCGUACCCAUCGCCUCUAUGAGCGACCAAGAUACUUUUGAGGAGCUGCUACCUAUAAGCGAUACAGCACGCACUCUCGAGAGCUCGGCACCAUCAUUGAAUGCAGAGACAAUUUCUUUCCAGAGCCAAGUCCGAGAUAUUACAGUAACAUCUGAGAAUGUUGCGCCUGGUAAUAAUUCGCCGUUCCCUCUAGUUGUCUCAAGACAUCCCAAGAAGUACAGCCAAUCCAUACUCAACUCUCUCAAGUUUUGGAAACGAAAGCCUCAGCAAUCUCCGGCCAUUGACAUCGACUACUUGACCAUGCUUAACAUAAACCGAAGUAUGAACGAUUCAGAGCGCGCCAAAAAGAGAUACUCUCCUACGAAGUAUGCAUUUCAUUUACAAACUUGA
Molecule: messenger RNA, 3177 nt
Organism: Physcomitrium patens
Lineage: Eukaryota; Viridiplantae; Streptophyta; Bryopsida; Funariales; Funariaceae
Source: RefSeq, a predicted model, not a curated record